Formica exsecta is the source of this 2319-nucleotide messenger RNA. RefSeq lists its product as uncharacterized. The record is from RefSeq and is a predicted model, not a curated record. Gene Ontology annotation, biological process: proteolysis; DNA integration. The coding region runs from base 1 to 2319 and encodes 772 amino acids. The transcript is spliced from 3 exons. Lineage: Eukaryota; Metazoa; Arthropoda; Insecta; Hymenoptera; Formicidae. Gene Ontology annotation, molecular function: nucleic acid binding; aspartic-type endopeptidase activity.
AUGCGAAGAAAGAAAACGCGUUCAUUGCUAUCGGUGUGGGAAACCGAGCGUUACCGUACGGACGUGUCCGGCGUGUGCGGGAAACAAGAAAGGGAGUCGAUAAAACGGGCGCCAACGACUCCGGAAAUCUUAAAGGGGGGCCCCGUUGCGCUCGAAGGCCGGGACGCCUCCAGUCUCUCGUAUACUGCGCUUAAUCUCGUAAAGUUUUUAGAGUUGCCGUCACUUUGCUAUUUCGAGAUCUUUAUACACGGGGAACCGUUACGAGCGUUAGUCGAUUCGGGAUCGAAUCGAACGAUCCUUGGGGCCGAUGGCAUACGAAUACUACGGCAAUUAGGGGUGCCGACGCGUAAAAAUUAUGUUACGCGGAUUCGCACGGCCAACGGACAACUGGCGGAAGUACGGGAGGAGGCGGAGGUCUCGUUCGCGUUGAAAAAUCAGAGUCGCCUAAUUUCGACUUGUUUGUUGCCGGAUUUGGCAGUCUCGUGUAUCGUGGGGAUAGAUUUUUUGUGCGAAUUCGGUAUUGGACUAGAUUUCGCGACGACCGAAUGGUACUUUGCGAAGGAGCCCGCGGUGAGGUAUAAUUUUGAAUCACGGAGCGAAACACCGACAGUGUGCAGUGGAUUCUCUGAUUUAACGCCCUCACAGACCGAACGAUUGGAGAAUUUUUUGAAAAGUAGAAUACCGGAAACGGUAAUUAACCCCGGUGUUACUUCUCUAACGGAACAUGAAAUAGAUGUCGGUACGAAUCGCCCUAUAAAACAAAGAUGUUAUUUAGUUUCGCCUAAAGUACAGGAAGCGAUUCAUAAUGAAGUCGAUAAGAUGUUAGGUGCCGGUAUUAUAGAACCUUCGUAUAGUGAAUGGUCGAAUCCGAUCGUGAUGGUGAAAAAGCCGAAUGGGAAAUACAGAUUUUGCUUAGACUUUCGAAAAGUGAAUAGCGUUUCAAAGAAGGACGCGUACCCGUUACCAAAUAUGAACGGUAUCCUAGACAAAUUACGGUCCGCCCGGUAUAUUUCCACGAUCGACUUGAGUCAGGCGUACUUUCAAAUACUCCUGGCAAAAGGAAGUCGGGAGAUCACAGUCUUUAGCGUCCCAGGAAAAGGCUUAUAUCACUUCACGCGGAUGCCAUACGGAUUAACGGGAGCGCCCGCGACCUUCCAGCGCUUAUUAGAUAAAAUAAUCGGACCAACUUUCGAAAAACAUUUAGAAUGGCUAGAGCGCGUGCUAACGAAAAUCUUUGUUGCCGGUCUCACGAUAAAUCCGGAGAAAUGUGAGUUUUGUCGCUCACAAGUUCGAUAUCUUGGAUUUAUCGUACAACGAGACGGGCUUACGGUGGAUAUGGACAAGGUUCAACCAAUACUAGACUAUCCGGCUCCGCGCAAUAUCAAGCAAACAGACGCAAGUUCGGUAGGAAUAGGAGCCGUGUUGACCCAAAAGGUAGAGGGAACCGAACACGUCGUAGCUUUCGCGAGUCGAGCUUUAGCAGAUCCCGAGAAAAAGUACUCAGUUACCAAGCCCAAAGCGAUUGUAUCGGAUAUGGUGGAGGACUUAGACCGAUGGAAAUUGAUACUACCAAAAGAAUUGAGGGAAACAGCGCUUAGAGAGGCGCACGACACACCGCAGUCGGGACAUUUAGGGGUGGAGAAGACGUUCCACCGACUGGCGGUCGCGUACUACUGGCCGAGCAUGUUUCAGGAUGCCGCGAAGUACGUUAGGCAGUGCGACGUCUGUCAGCGUACCAAGGUCGAGCAAGCCAACCCGGCGGGUCUCAUGGGUCACCGCGUCGUGGAGCGCCCAUGGACCAUAGUGGCUGCCGACAUAAUGGGUCCGUUUCCGAAAAGCAAGGCUGGUUUUGCGUAUGUUUUAGUAGUACAAGAUCUAUUCACCAAGUGGAUGGAAUGCUUUGCAUUAAGGGCCGCUAACGGCAAGAAAAUUUGUGAGGCUUUGAGAGAAGUCAUCUCGCGUUGGGGUACGCCAAGAUUUUUGCUGACGGAUAACGGCACGGAAUACGCGAAUCAGACGUUGCGAGCGUUCUCGGAAAAACACGGGAUAACCCACACGACGAUUCCGCCAUACCAUCCGCAGGCUAACCCAGUAGAACGCGUCAAUCGGGUUUUAAAGACCAUGAUAGUUGCCUUUUUAGAGAAAGAUCAUAGAGAAUGGGAUGAGCAUUUGCGAGAUUUUCGAUUUGCGUAUAACACCGCUCACCAUUCAUCUACCGGCACGUCACCGGCGCUUCUAAAUCUCGGACGGGAACCAACGCCGAUAAACUCGAUACGCGAGAGUAGUAUAGCAAUGAGAGUUCUAACCCAGGUCCUCUGA